GAGGUUCCUGUCUGUCUCGCUCUUGUGUCUCUGACAGCAUAUAAAACCAUGCGUGGUCCUCAGACUGCAGCAGAGUUCAGUGCAGGUGCAUGACAGACGAAUACAACCAUGACUAUACUCACAUUCUUUGGACUUCUUCUUAUGUGCUCUGUAUUCAUAGAUGCUAAAGUGGAGAUCAUUGCCAGUGACCCUGAUGUGAAGAUGGGAAGUAAUGUUCUACUCUUAUGCAAAGCUGAUGGAGAGGGAGAUUUCAGCUGGUUGAAGGAUGAUGAAGAGAUUGAUGAAGAUCGUCAUUUAAUCGAGAAAGUGGAUGAAUCCUCAAGUAAACUCAAGCUGAUGAACAUCCAGUUGAAGGACAGCGGGCUUUAUACCUGCGUUUUCGAAAGUGAUCACGGCACACAGAGGAACCAGUAUCAGAUCUAUGUGUAUCAGGACCUAGACUUUGGCACCACGAAGAUAUAUCAUGAAUUUCUGUUGAGCCAGACAGCGAGCAUUCCCUGUCUGGUGUCUGGGAAGCCUGAGGUGGAUGUCCAGUGGUAUCGGAGCGAUCGCAUCGUUAAUGAUGACGGUAGAGGUCAUCUCAAAAUCUUGCCGGAUAGAUCCCUGCAAAUUAUGAAAAUUCAGCAGGAAGACAGUGGCACCUACACCUGUCAGGGCAAAAUCAAAGGACGCACCAUCACCAAGUCUCUUGAUAUCUCUGUGGUGGUUAAUGAAUCACCAACCGUACUAAUACGUCAAGUAAGAAAGAGUGUAAUUGCCGGACCCAAUACCAGCGUCUCUAUAGUCUGCCUGGUGAAAGGAGUACCAACCCCAACCAUUUCAUGGAUAACCCCGUCCACUUUUGAUGAAUCCCGUUACCAAUACAACUCGGAUAAGAGUGAGCUCACCAUCUCUGCUGUAACCAGGAGUGAUUUUGGAGAGUAUGUCUGUACAGCGACCAAUAAGAUUGGGGAAAACAAUGCCACAUUUUUUCUGGAUGUCUCAGAGCGUCCGACAGUAGCGUUGGAUGAAAGCCGGUUGACUCUCCUUCCAGGCGAAACUGGAUCGGUUCUUUGCAAUGCCACAGGACAUCCAGCACCAACUAUACAGUGGGUCAGAAAGACCAGCCAAGCAAAAAUGACGAGCGUUAGGGGAUCUGAGCUGAUUCUUGAAAAUGUGACGCCCUCUGAUGGUGGCUUUUACUCAUGCAUGGCCAGCAAUGUAGCCGGCACAACCACCAAAGACUUCCAGCUGAUAACUUCGCCUGAGACACCCACCAAGUUCACUAUGGCCGCGGGAUCAUCAUCUUCUAUCGUCAUUCAGAGUGCCAAAGUUCAGGACGGAGGGUCACCAGUUACCCAUUUCAUCCUUGAGUGGAAAAAACCCUCAGAUGACGACUGGAGUCAAGUUACCGUCAAGUCCACAAGUCCUCUGGUGAUCGAAGCGCUUGAGCCAUACACAGAGUACGCCAUUCGAUUUGCAGCUAAAAACGCUUUUUAUCAGGGAAACUUUUCUGUCGAGCAGAGGAUCUUUACAGAGUCACAACGUGAACCCAGCACCCCUGUUCUCUCUCUGAACGAGAAGAAAUUGGAGAAGAACUCAGUCUCAAUCCCCAUUAACCAGCUGAAUGAUGGAGAACCAACUUUACACUACGUUGUACGAUACAGAGUGAAUAAAGAGAAUGAGGAAUGGACAGAAAACCAAAUACCUGGAAAUGAAAGUGUUAUCUAUCUGGGUAAUCUCCAGUACAACGCUGACUAUCAGAUGGAAGUUUUCGCUGUAAACCAUAACGGCUCCUCCAGCCCGGCCAAUGUUAACUUUACCAUCCCACAACCUGUUAGUCAGUCGAGUUUAGGUAAAGGUGGUGUGGUGGGUAUCGUCAUGUUCGUCUUUCUGGUGGUGAUGUCCUCUGUGGAUGCUUUCUGCUGCUAUACAAAUCGCUGUGGCCUGAUUAAUUUCAUCGCUCGCAAACUAUUCGGACACAAAGAAUCGGACUCUAAAGUCAUGGAUGAAGAGGCGAAUAAUGCAAAUGGAGACAUGAAGUUGAGUGGGCUUGAAUUACCACGAGGCAGCAUCCCCAAACUUCAAACAUCCAAUGGGACAGUGAAUGGCGUUCAUUCUGACAAAGCGCCUCUUACCAAAUUCGAGAAAAAACCAAGCCUUACCGAUCCAGCUACAGAGUCGUAGAUCAAGAGCACCAUUCGAAACUUCACAUUCAUCUCAGGAUGUCUGAUUUUGUGCUUAAAGGUAAAAGCGUGCUAUUUUUCUGUUCAAAUACUUUCUCGUAUCUCACUUUACCUUAAAGCACGUCAGUCUAAAACAAACAUACAAACAUCAGCAAGACGACUGUGAAUCACAGGAAGAAGUUUGGAUCCUGUGUGAUGCAAACCAUGUAGUAGUUAAAUAGUAUUUGUGUACAGAAUGUAUGUUGAACUUUGAACAGUGUCGAGUUUGUGAUCCAUGCUGCUUAAUCUGAAUGUACAGUAAGUUCAGUAACAAGCAGAAAUGCAGCUAUUGUCCGGUUUAAAUUUUAACUAGAGUUUGAUAUUUUAUUAUUACUGUAAUGGGAGCAAAACGUUUCUCCAGGGUAUCACUACUGUUAAUUUAUUGUGCAUUUAACAUAUGCUUGUAGAAAUAAUUGUAUAAAGUCUUUGCGUUAAGACAGAAGUAACUAUUAUGUUUUAUAUAAAUAUUAUAUACAUGCCUUAUCAAGUUAUAAAAUCCUACAUUGUUAAAAACAAAUAGAUGUACUGUAAAUACAUGCAGCAAAGAUGUACAUAGAUUUAAACACUGAUGUUUUUUACUGUAUAUUGUACAUAUUUUUUCUUUCAUGCUUUUAUAUCUAUUGUAAUGUAUAAAACCAAUUAUACUUUCAUAUUCAUCCAUUUCUGUUGGUAUCUUUAAUAUUUGUAUUCAUCCUUAAAUGUAUACACAACUAUUGACAUUUCAUGAUUUUUUGAAUAAAAAACACAUAUAUA
This is a messenger RNA of Paramisgurnus dabryanus, 2957 nucleotides long. RefSeq names its product neural cell adhesion molecule 3 (gene ncam3). Gene Ontology annotation, molecular function: protein binding; axon guidance receptor activity. Lineage: Eukaryota; Metazoa; Chordata; Actinopteri; Cypriniformes; Cobitidae. Gene Ontology annotation, biological process: homophilic cell-cell adhesion; synapse organization. The record is from RefSeq and is a predicted model, not a curated record. Gene Ontology annotation, cellular component: neuronal cell body; axon; plasma membrane.